Molecule: messenger RNA, 3479 nt
Organism: Lampris incognitus (smalleye Pacific opah)
Lineage: Eukaryota; Metazoa; Chordata; Actinopteri; Lampriformes; Lampridae
Product: SR-related and CTD-associated factor 4-like
Exons: 18
Coding region: 190-2499 (769 amino acids)
Biological process (GO): negative regulation of termination of RNA polymerase II transcription, poly(A)-coupled
Cellular component (GO): nucleus
Molecular function (GO): RNA polymerase II C-terminal domain phosphoserine binding; RNA binding
Source: RefSeq, a predicted model, not a curated record
CGUGUACAGCAACGUGACAGAUAAAACAAGGUCUUCUCUUUUUUUUUUCCCUCGUUCGGUGGAAUUUCGCCUGUACGGUGCGACGAUGAGGCGAGCUAGGUCGUCAUAAGGUUUGAGAGAAUAGUCAGAAAGACCGAAAAAACAACAACAACAAUCAAACUUGGAUCUUUUCCGUUGAAACGAACAACCAUGGAUGCCGUGAACGCGUUCAACAUGGAGUUGUUCUCCAUGAUUGAUAUGAAGCCUCCAAUAUCCCGUGCUAAGAUGAUGUCAGUAACAAAAUCGGCAAUAAAAGCUAUCAAGCUUUACAAGCAUGUUGUUCAGAUUGUUGAAAAGUUCAUCAAGAAGUGCAAGCCAGAAUUAAAAGUCCCUGGUUUGUAUGUAGUUGACUCCAUUGUUCGUCAAUCACGUCAUCAGUUUGGUGUUGACAAGGAUGUGUUUGGACCGAGGUUCCUGAAGAAUUUCCCCGAUACUUUUCAAAAUCUUUACUUUUGUCCUGAGGAUGACAAGAGCAAAAUUUUGCGUGUGCUCAACCUGUGGCAGAAGAACAGUGUUUUUGACAUGGACAUAAUCCAACCUCUCUUGGAUAUGGCCUCUGGCUGUUUAGUGCCUGUCCCCCCACUUGAAGGCUCAUUUGCCAACGAACCACCGUCACAGCCUCCUGUCACGAGUGCCUCAGCUGUGCCCCAGUUGCCCAAUCCUGAUGCAUUGGCUGCGGUGGCACAACUGUUUCAGUCCUCACAGGGUCAGGAGCUACAGAGGAUGCUGCAGAAUUUACAACAACAAGAGGACAAGACCCUGGUAACCGCCAUGGCAAACGACUUCCCAGCCCAUGUCCAGAUGCCUGAGGCCCAGCAUAGUCCACACAACACACACAUGGAGCAAAAAGCCUCUUUAGCCAAGAAACUCCUUGACCAUUUUGAUUACGAUGAUGAACCGGAGGAUAUGAAGAAUAGAGGAAGCAGUGCCUCAUCUUUAGAUGCCGCAGGAAAUACAUUUCAGCAGUUUCCUGGUCAGAUACCCACCAUGGGAAAUUUUCAGCCACACAUGACUGGAGAGGCUGGUGGUAGCGAGCAUGGUGGAGUAAUGAUGCAUGGUGAACCACAAGUGAUGCCUGACAGAUACCCCUCCAUGACUGAGGCAUAUGCUCACCCACAGGGAAGUUCAAUGGAAGAGUCAUCCAUCAGGAGGGAAGCCAGGCACAGAGGCUACGGCAGAAGAUCGAGAUCCCGAACAAGGUCAGGAUCCCCCAGGAGAGAUAGAUCGAGGUCUACAUCCCAUUCGAGGAUGCCGCGGCAUCGGGGUGCUCGUUCUCGCUCCAGAGAGCGGCGCUGGAGAUCCCGCUCUCAUUCACAGGACAGGAAUGAAAGGGAGAAAGAUCGAGAGCGAAGACAGAAAGGCCUGCCUAGCAUUAAGAGCCAAACACUCAAUGUUUGCAGCACAACUUUGUGGGUAGGACAACUAGACAAAAGAACCCAGCAGUCUGAUGUGAUGUCCCUUCUGGAAGAGUUCGGCCAGAUUGAGUCCAUCAAUAUGAUUCCUCCCAGGGGUUGUGCCUAUAUUGUUAUGGUUCACAGACAAGAUGCCUAUACUGCUUUGCGCAAACUCAGUAAUGGGUCAUUUAAAGUUAACCAGAAACCCAUCAAGAUUGCUUGGGCUUUGAACAAAGGUAUAAAGACAACGUACAAAAAGUUCUGGGAUGUGGAGCGGGGAGUUACCUACAUCCCAUGGAACAAAGUCAAAGUUGAGGAGCUGGAGAGCUUUCGGGAAGGAGGCAUGCUGGAUGUGGACACACUGAAUCCAGAAUGGAAUGAUGCUCUCAUGGACAUCAAAAAACCUGUAGGUGUUAAUGGAGCCCUGGAAAGUAUUCAGGCAGAUGGAUCAGUCAGUGCUCAAAUUCAGGUGCCAACAGUUCAACAGGCAGCAUCCAUGGUGGGGUUAGGUGCUUUUGCUAGACACAUUUUGCCUCCAACCACAUCUAUGCCUCCAGGAGGACCCACUUUCCUUCCAGCAGGGUUCGACCCUACAAAGUUACUACCAGGCUUUUCAGCCACUGCCGCUGCAACAGGAUCCGGAAACACGAUGGAAAACUCAUCCAAAGAUACGACAGGAAACAGUGGCACAUCGUCUGAUGCAAGCCCUGAUCUACAUCUAGGAUCACCAGUUGCAGCAGUGAUGAACCUGCCACUCCCACUGGACAUGCAGGGCCUGGGCCCGGGUAUGCCACAUGUCCAGCAUUCACCUGGUGCGCCAAACCCUCAUCUACCUCCAUUCCUCCCACUUCCAAACAUGCCAUCCAUCCCCCCUCAAAUGAUGCCUGGUGGUCCAGUGUUCCCACCAGAUAGGUUCAGGAUGCAAAUGCCCUUCCAUCCCCAUGUACCACCAUUCCCCCAGCGGCAUCCUUUACAACCUGAAGAGAUGGAUGACAGAAAUGGAAGACUUUUCCGAAAUGGAAGUCCAGGGUUUCGGUACCCAACCUAUCCCAGGGGAAGGUGGUAAAGAUUGGUUGAAAGAUGGACCCAAAGGAGACAAUAAGCCACUAUGACACGUACAAAUACCGAACAGGAUACUUGGCUCACAAAGACCAUUGUGAAAUGAUUCCAGAGUCCUGUGGUCAGAGAGACUUCAUUUACAACCCCAGAAACAUGUUUUGUUGUCAAUCUGGCAACCAAAACGAUUUUGAACGUUGUCCUCGCAAACAACUCCUACCACUUGAAAACUGUGAAAGAGUUCAAGCUGGUUCUGUUAAUAUUGUUUAUACUUGUAGGUGUUUAAUACCUUUUUUGUAUAUUUGAAAUCUUGUUUAGUUUGCUGUUUGGACUGUCAACUUGGUUGGUAGAGGACGAAGAGGCAAUGUCUGAAUGUUCUCAUUCAUCCAGGUCAUGGUUAUCCAAAGGAGUUGAAUCAAGUGCAACUGGAUACCAAGUCCAGUUGCACUUGAUUCAACUCCUUGGGACAAAGAGGCAAUGUCUAUUUUUUUUGUCUUGUCCUUUACCACAGUUGGUUUGUGUUGUGUAAAAACGGAGUGGAAAACCUUACUUUACACAUUUCGCCAUUCACAUGUGAUUUUGUAAAACGCUUUUGUGUGAAGCCAAUUUCUCAUUCAUCCCUGUCACAAUGAGAGAGGUUGCUGCUGAUAUGUGGAAUUUAUAUCCCAACAGCAGGGGGGUAUAGCAAACCUUGUUACCAUCCCCCACAUACUGGGGUCGAACCUCGUGCUUUUACGGUGGGAGUCAGAUUUUAAGGGAGGGUAGGGUUCAGAAUACCGACCUUCCUCUAAUAAUGAUACGUCAUAUACUCUUGGGAUUAGCAUGGCCCUGUUUCUCGGAUGUAGUGCUAUGAUAAUCGAAAUAACUGUUUAUGGCAGUAGUAUGUGUGUGUUUUUUUUUGCUUUUUUUUUUUUUUUGCUUAGUUCCUGUAGAAUUCACUUGCAGCUGCACUGUCAUCUAGUUCAUUCAUAUUGUGUGCACAUCAAUUAA